Saprolegnia parasitica CBS 223.65 is the source of this 705-nucleotide messenger RNA. RefSeq lists its product as hypothetical. Bases 1 to 705 code for a protein of 234 amino acids. The transcript is spliced from 4 exons. The record is from RefSeq and is a predicted model, not a curated record. Lineage: Eukaryota; Oomycota; Saprolegniomycetes; Saprolegniales; Saprolegniaceae.
AUGCUCAUCGCUGCCGCGUGCAUUGCGUCCAUCCAUGUGUGUAUUGCGAGCUUGGAAAAGCUCAAGGACGACAACCAGGAGCUCUAUGCCAAGCUCGUUGCGCGCUGUCGCCAGCGAACGCCGGCGGCCGGGAGCCCCGUCAAAAUCGGCAGCCUCGCGUGCGUGCACUGUAUCGAAGACGCGGUCUUGUACUACUUCCUCUGCGAGAAGCACUGGAAUGUACUCUACUUCUCGGUCGCGGACCCGGCGCGCGGCCGCCCGUACGACUUGACGCCGGCGACGUCGGGGAAAGGCGAGCACUACGUCCUGUCGUCCAAACACCUCGUGCACGUCAAGCCCAUCCCGCUCUUCCAGCAGCUCCUUCGGCGCCGCAUGGUCAUGCACUCGAGACAUUACGUCCGGCAGCGCAUGUACCGCAGCACGACGCUGCUUGGACAGCUGCAUUGCGGCCGACCGAUGCAUGCGUCGGCGCUGCGCGAGAUCCAAAUGCGAACGAGCCACCGCAUCCAGUCGCAGCGCGCGCUCCGUCUUGCCGCCACCAAGCCGUCCAUGUCGCUGGCCCACGCGCACGCAACCCAGUUCAAGGAGCUCGAGGCACAGCUCGUCGACCGCGAUAACACGACACUCUCCGCGCUGAACGCAGCCGAUAUGUUUGAAAUGCGCCACGCGUAUCCUGGCUGGACGUCGCUUUCGAUGCCCAUCUGA